This is a messenger RNA of Xyrauchen texanus (razorback sucker), 968 nucleotides long. RefSeq names its product cytosolic sulfotransferase 3. Gene Ontology annotation, cellular component: cytoplasm. Gene Ontology annotation, molecular function: sulfotransferase activity. Gene Ontology annotation, biological process: sulfation. NCBI's taxonomy places the organism in Eukaryota, Metazoa, Chordata, Actinopteri, Cypriniformes, Catostomidae. The transcript has 8 exons. The record is from RefSeq and is a predicted model, not a curated record. Bases 66 to 968 code for a protein of 300 amino acids.
GCAAAAAAUAAUACAAAAGGACAGAAAACAGAACGGUUUUAUUGGAACAAGACUUCAUCACCACAAUGGAAAACAUUGACUUGUCUUCAAUGAAACUAUCUAGGCCUGAGUUGUUUGAUUUUGAGGGCGUUUCAAUGAUCCACUACUUCACUGACAACUGGGAGAAGGUGAAGAACUUCCAGGCAAGACCAGAUGACAUUCUAAUCGCCACUUACCCAAAAGCUGGUACCACCUGGGUUUCUUAUAUACUGGACCUUCUGUAUUUUGGAAAUGAUGCUGAGCGGCAGACGUCCAAGCCUAUCUAUUUAAGAGUGCCAUUCCUGGAGUCAUACUUUCCAGAAUUGCUUCCACCUGGGACAGAACUGGCUGAUAAUCUGCCCACCUCUCCUCGCCUCAUUAAAACUCAUCUACCUGUUCAGCUAGUGCCCAAGUCCUUCUGGGAGCAGAACUGCAAGGUUGUGUAUGUAGCUCGGAAUGCAAAAGACAAUGCAGUCUCCUAUUUUCACUUUGAUCGAAUGAACAUGGGACAGCCAGAACCAGGAGAUUGGAACAAUUUCUUACAGAAAUUUAUGGAAGGAAAGAAUGUGUUUGGUCCUUGGUACGACCAUGUCAGUGGAUGGUGGGGAAAAAAACAGACAUAUUCUAACUUGCUGUACAUGUUCUAUGAGGAUAUGGUUGAAGACACUGGACGUGAAGUGGAACGCUUGUGCUCCUUCUUGGGUUUGUCAAACUCAGUUGAGGAGAGAGAGAAAAUAACAAAAGGAGUUCAGUUUAAUGCUAUGAAACAAAACCAGAUGACCAACUAUUCUACAAUAUCAGUCAUGGACUUCAAGAUCUCACCCUUCAUGCGUAAAGGUAAAGUCGGAGACUGGAAAAAUCAAUUCACUGUGGCACAAAAUCAACAGUUUGAUGAGGUCUACAAACAAAAGAUGAAGAACACAACUGUCAAGUUCCGGACAACAAUUUGA